Molecule: messenger RNA, 1719 nt
Organism: Aspergillus novofumigatus IBT 16806
Lineage: Eukaryota; Fungi; Ascomycota; Eurotiomycetes; Eurotiales; Aspergillaceae
Product: Rag GTPase GTR1
Exons: 2
Coding region: 223-1233 (336 amino acids)
Biological process (GO): positive regulation of TOR signaling; regulation of autophagy; cellular response to starvation
Cellular component (GO): nucleus; fungal-type vacuole membrane; Gtr1-Gtr2 GTPase complex
Molecular function (GO): GTP binding; GTPase activity
Source: RefSeq, a predicted model, not a curated record
CCCCCCAUCUCCAUCAGCCAAUAAUCCCAAGACCCAUUGUCUCGUUCAUCCCGUACUCUGUACGCAAAGUCCAUUCGCACAUAUGUAUAGGAGGGACCUGCAGAACUUGCACUCCACCCGAUAGCGCCGCCUUUCCCAUUCUUCAAGCAAGCUCGAUACCCGUGAAUUGCGGGUACUGGUAUCAACCUAGGGCAGCGCAGCGGAACAGUCCAAGAAUCGAGAAUGGAUCAACGCAAGAAGAAGAGAAAGGUGCUUUUGAUGGGGAAGAGUGGUUCGGGGAAGUCGUCUAUGCGUUCCAUCAUCUUCAGCAACUAUGUCGCGAAGGAUGUACGACGGCUCGGGGCUACCAUUGACGUGGAGCACAGCCAUGUCAAGUUCAUGGGGAAUCUCACGCUGAAUCUCUGGGAUUGUGGAGGGCAAGAUGCAUUCAUGGAGACCUAUCUCGCCUCGCAGCGAGGGAAUAUCUUCUCCGACGUCGCGGUCCUGAUCUAUGUGUUCGACAUUGAAUCGCGGGAGGUCGAACGCGACCUCGACACAUACAAUGCCAUCAUCGGUGCCCUGAAAGAGUACAGUCCCAACGCACACGUUUUCUGCCUAGUACACAAGAUGGACCUCAUCCAGGCCGAGCACCGCCAGCGAAUCUACGAGGAACGCUCGGCGCUGAUCCGGAGCCGCUCGGAACAGUUCGCAAUUGAUACCUUUGGAAGCAGCAUCUGGGACCAGUCACUUUACAAGGCAUGGGCAGGGAUCGUCCACAAGCUCAUCCCGAACCUGACCGUCAUCGAACGGUUCCUCACCGCGUUCGCGAAGAGAAUCGAUGCGGAGGAGGUGAUCCUCUUCGAGCGCUCGACUUUCCUGACCGUGACCUCUGUCUCAUCCGAGAUUGGUGACAUGAAUCCCAUCUAUGAUCGGCACGAGCGUCUCUCAAAUAUCAUGAAGGCUUUCAAGCACUGCGCUGCCCGCAAUACGCACACGACACCAGCCACAGCCGGUUUUCUGGUCAUGCACACCAAGACCCCGCAGUUCAACGUCUUUCUCGGCCGCUUCACCGACAAUACAUAUAUCUUUAUGGUUGUCCCGCCAGGCGAAGCAGCGUACAACUGUGCCGUCCUGAAUACCAUGUUGGCCCGAGAAGGCUUCUCCAAGGCCGCGGCGGCAGGCUACGGGGAUGGGUUCCCACUCCCAGCAUCGGACUCUCCAGAAGCGAGGAUGGCCAAUGGUGUCACUGCUUGAGCUAGCACGCUCAAGCCACAGACAGCCAGAGUAGGUAUGUAGUUUUCUGCUACGGAAAUCGGUGAUCUGGCCAAAUCUGGCUCCGACCUAUGCGCUGCGGUGUGAACAAUACAGCUACACCUGGUAUGCCCAAAAGUACUGGGAUGACGGCGUUCCGGUUGAGAGUGAUGCGUUUUCUUUUCUGUACAAGAUACCCAAAUCGUGGCAUUUCUUUCGUAAGGACAAUUGCCAAUGUUCGUCGAAUUUAAAUCACAUCUAUCGUCGGACAUUAUUUGCAUAUUGGUACAACUUUUCUCUUUAGCCUCCAGAUGGAACCAGUCGAAUGCUCAGCAUACGAUCAUGCGAGCUCCUGCUCAAAUAGGCUUGAGCGUCAUUUGACCCCUGCUGCUUUAGAGGUGGGUAAAAUAAAAUAGUUCGGAGUAUAGUCAUUAUUGAGGGUGCAGGAGCUGUACACUGGGAGACAGGCUCUACCUGCCACUUGACACC